This is a messenger RNA of Ailuropoda melanoleuca (giant panda), 5856 nucleotides long. RefSeq names its product transmembrane protein 143 (gene TMEM143). The transcript is spliced from 6 exons. The record is from RefSeq and is a predicted model, not a curated record. The coding region runs from base 229 to 1485 and encodes 418 amino acids. Gene Ontology annotation, cellular component: mitochondrion. Lineage: Eukaryota; Metazoa; Chordata; Mammalia; Carnivora; Ursidae.
CUUCCCUUUGAAGCGCGCACACAAGGAGACACCUCCGCGGCGCAUGCGCUGCGCGCAAACAAGCAGAGAGAAGAAAGGCUGGCAGAUUGCGCACGCGCAGUUGAGACAGGGCGUUGGAAAAAGAUGGACAGCUUUGGAUAGCCCAGGCUUUGCGCAUGCGUAUUACUGCAGGCUGAAGCCGAACCUUGGGGACCCAGGACGCCUUCCUACACAUGCGCAGGAGGCUCAAUGACAGUCGAGCGUUGGCUAAGGCUCCAAGGAAAGGGGCUGGCCAUGCUGCAUGUGACCCGGGGGGUCUGGGGACCCAGGGUCCGAGUAUGGUCCCUGUUGCCCACGCUCCUCGGGCCCUCCCGGGCCCUGUCAUCACUGGCGGCCAAGAUGGGGGAGUACCGCAAGAUGUGGAACCCCACGGAGCCCCGCGACUGGGCCCGGCAGUACCGCGAGCGGUUCAUCCCGUUCUCCAAGGAGCAGCUGCUCCGCCUCCUGACACAGGAAUUCCACUCCAGCCCUGCGGAGAAAGCAGCUUUGGAGGACUUUGCAGCCCACGUGGACUUCUGCACCUUGUUCCACUACCACCACAUCCUGGCCCGGCUGCAGGCCUUGUAUGACCCCAUCAACCCCGACAGGGAGACCCUCGACCAGCCUUCGCUUACGGACCCCCAGCGUCUGUGCAACGAGCAGGAGGUGCUCCAGGCUCUGGAACCCCUGCUGGCCCAGGCCAACUUCUCCCCGCUCUCAGAGGACACUCUGGCCUACGCACUGGUGGUCCAUCACCCUCAGGAUGAGGUCCAGGUGACAAUAAAUUUGGAUCAGUAUAUCUACAUGCACUUCUGGGCCCUGGGCCAGCGAGUCGGGCAGAUGCCCCGUAAGUCCAGCGUGGGCUCCAAACGUGGCUUCUUCAUCAGGUCGCCCCCUGCAGAGAGGAGAUACUUCAAGCGGGUGGUGCUGGCGGCCCGAACCAAGGGGGGGCACCUGGUGCUGAAGAGCUUCAAGGACACGCCCCUGGAGGGCCUGGAGCAGCUGCUGCCCGAGCUGAAAGUGCGCACGUCCGCCACGCAGCGCGCCCUGCUCAACCUCACGCUCUUCGUCUCGGGCAUGAUGCUGUUCGUGAACGUGGGCAUGGUGGUGCUGUCAGACCUCAAGAUGGCCACCUCCCUGCUGCUGCUGCUCUUCGCUAUUUUCAUGGGCCUGCGGGCCUCCAAGGUGAGUGGACGGCCCCCGGCGUGCUUCUCGGGUCCCUGCUUCUGGCUGUUCAGCCAGAUUAGCCAGAAGCUCAGGCCGCCCUGUAGUUUCGUUUCCUCCGUGCAUUAUUCCUGCCUCGUGGUGCCCUUCAUUCCCUGCCUCCGUUACUUUGUCAUUCCCACUUUCCCUCCCUCCCUUGUCUACCUUACAUACUCGGCACAAGCUUGGACAGCUUUCUUAAUCUCUCUGCGCUCCGGUUUCCUCACCUGGAAAACGGAGACCAGAGUGACACCGGCCUUGUAGGGUUGUCCUGGGGAUAUAAUGAGGGGCGCCAUGAAAAGCACGGGGCACAGUGCCCGGUAUGCAGUAGGCGCUCCGUGAGUGUUCCCAGCACGUCAUUAAGUGCCUGUUUUAGAGGAAUUUUAGUGACGUGGGGAAGUUGUUUUAGAACCGGACUGCCUAGGUUUGAAUCUAGCUCUUCUGUCUCUUAGCUGUGUGACCGUGAACAGGCUGCUUAACCUCUCUGUGCUUCCGCUCCUACAUCUGGAGAGUGGCGAUGACAAGAACCUGAUUCAUAGGGUUGUUGUGGGGAUCAAAUGAAUGAAUGAAUAUGCAUGUGAUGCUGAGAACAGAACCUGACAUGUGGUACAGAAUGGACUAUAUGAGAGUUAGCCAUCAUCAUCGUCAUUAUUAUUAUUAUUAUUACUAACUGGGCUGUUGUUCUCUGAGUCUGAGCUUCCUCAUCCUGGUGGGGUGUCAUUAUCACCAGGGGAGCUGUUUUAUAAAUGCGGGCUCCUGAGCUCCAGCCCAAAUGGACUGAAUUGGAAACUCUGGGACAGGGGCCAAGGAAACUGUAUUUUUAACACCCUCCCUUCCUGAUUCUGCUACAUGUGGACGCAUGGCCGCCUCAUACAGUUGUGCAGGUUGUUCACCAUCCAAGGAUUCGAGGCUGAGGGGAUGGGUGGGGGCUGAAAGCUAACUUGUGCCAGGUGCGCUGGCUGUGUCAAGGCUGAGUCAGCCCAGAGGGGCUGCCUUUUACCGAUUCUCCCCAGAGCUGGCGCUGGCCUCAGGAGUGGGGACUGGUGUGUGGAGUCCGCUGCUGUACUUGAUCAUUCGCUCGCUGGUUCAUUGGUUUUCAAGCUGUUUACAGCCAUCCCAGCGGGGUCUUAGGAGGACUGGUAAUAAAUCCCACAGCUAAUAGCCAGGCUGGGCUGGCUGAGAGGGUGACAGGCUGGGGGUGGGGAUAGCAACUCCUGAGAAGGACUAGGGGUCAGGCUGGAUUUAAGGGAAGCUUGGAAAGGGGAGGACUGAACCCGGUGGAGAAGGGGCUGAGUGAGUGCAGCUUGGGGGAUCUCACAGGGCUGGAGCCCGGGGUACAGGGUGGAGAAGUGAGGCCCCAGAGGGUGGCAGGGGACUUGAAUGCCAGAAUAGGGGCCCUGGGCUUUUUCUGCAGGGCGGCAGUUGCCAUGGCAGAGUUUUGAGCACAGAGGGAGUGCAACCACCACGGAGCGGGUGGUGCUAUGAGACCAGCGGCAGGGAGGCUGGUGAGGGGUGUCCACUGGUCUGGGGGGGCACCCAGACUGCCAACCCCAGGUGAACCAUGCGCCCCACCUCUCUGAGGCCCCAGGGGGCUGUGGAGCCUCUCAGGGUCUGCAGGGUCCCAUUUAAAACCCAGUUCCCCAGUUAAUUUAGUGCAUCCAUUAAAUGUUUUCCCCUGUUCCGGGCUAAGCUCCAGUCCUUAAAUGUGGGCCCUCUGAGCCUCCCUCCAGCUGCCCCGCCCUGUGCACUCUUGUCCCCUCCUGUGUGUCAGUCGCUCCCAGAUAUCUGUCUCUGGUGCAGGCUCCUCUCCCAGAGUCCAGACCCCUGUCCCUGCCUGCUCCCUGGACGUGCCUAAGGCCUUCCAACACUCACGCACCCCAUCCCACUGAGCUCAGGAUCCUUCCCCAAACCCCCUUCUCAGGACUGUGCUCAGACCAGAUGCGGGGAGCUGAUUUUGCUGUAGGACGCCUAUCCCUCUUUCUUCCCUCCAGAAGAGCGCAGCCAUCUCUGGUUUCCACAGGCAGCUCCCUAUCAUCUCAGAUCUCCUUGCUCAGCCUGGAGCUGUCCAACUCUGGAACAGCCCCCUGGAGGGCCCAUUGCACUCCCCUCCAGCAGCGGCUCCCCAUACCCCCAUACCGCUCCUCUCCGGUUGUGGCUCUCCAUCUGUAGAGGGCCCUACCCCCCCCCACCCGGGUCCCUGGCUAGACCCCUGGAGAUGGCCCUUGUCCUGCCCCCCAGUCUAUCAGUCCCCAGCCUGUCCUUCCAGCCCCGAUUCUGCGCCCAUCUUGUUCCCUCUGUCCUGACCCCAGCCCAGGCCUUCCCAGCCUCCCCAGUCAGUCCCAUCCAGCCCUCCAGCCCAUCCCCAAGGGCCCCAGAACUGGCCUUGCUUCUUGCUCACAGCCUGGCCCCAGAAACCCUGUUUCCCCAGCCACAUCCAACACAAUCGUAAGCUUCAGCUCCGCCAAAACGUACUGCUAGCACCUUCUGCUCCCCACUCUGCGGCUUCCCUUCACUCCUCUCCCCUUUGCAGAUGCUGUUCCCUCUGACUGAGAUGUCCUUUCUCCCCUCUUGGGCUGGCCAUCCCCUGCUCACCCCUUAUCCUCAGCUCAGAGGCUCCAGGAAACCUUCCCAGCCUUCUUGGGCCUGGCUGGUGCCUCUGUGAGCUGCCGUCAUACCCUGGCCCAGCACAGAGCAGGCCUGGGGUUGUUGAGAAGCAAGGAUCCCGGGGAUGCAUCAGGCCCGGUCCUGCUCUGCAGGACAGACUGUCGCAUGCCUAACGGAGGUCGCAGUGGCCACUGCAGGAGCCUGACGGCACGGGACACAAUGUCCACCCCGAACCUUGAGGAUGUUUUCUAAGAACAGACUAGGGUGACUUGGCUUGUUCUGAGGCCCAGAGGCCCCAAAGAGAGGGCAGCUCAGGGUAAUGUUCGGGGUAAACUGGCUCAUCAACAUGGGCUGAAUUCAGAGAGGAGGGGCAGGAGGGGAGCGGGAGAAAUCUUCAGGGGCCAGGCCACGCAGGGCCUUGGCAUCAGGCCAGGCAGCGUGGACUCUCUGAGGGCACUGGGGAGCUAUGGCAGGGCUGUGAGCGAGGGACGAGCAGGGUCAGCUCUGGGGCUGUGCGGAGACAGACCGGCAGGGGCAGGUGCAGGGGGACAGGGCCAAGAGAGUCAGGGCAGGAGGACAGGGCUAGGGACCGACAGGCUGAUGAGGAGGGAGCGAGGAUGCUGCCAGGGGUCCAGCCUGUGACUGGGCAGAUGGGGAGGCCACCCCAGAUCUGGAGCACAAGAGAGGGGGAUAUGGUAGACUGGGAGGUGGGGUGAGGGGCCACAGUGAGUGUUAAAGGGAACACCCAGGUGGCAGCUGUUGUGUCCUCUCCAGGGACAGAGGUCUGGCCUCAUCCGGAGCAUGACCAGCCCACUUAAUGUCUGAGAAUUCAGCUCCAUUAGCUUGGCAGAAACAGACAGAAAACCCAAGGUGUGAUUCGUCCCAGACGGUCCCUAACACACGCAGUUCCUGCAUCUCGCCUCCCACCGAAGAGAUGGCAAUUCGUUCCAAUGCAGGGACAGACACUGACCGUGUGGGACCUGUAGCAAGGGAGAGCACAGUCGCACACAGCCGUGUCAGCAGUCCUGGGCAGGUCAUUUGAGCAAUUUCCACGGCUCUGCUGACUCCAGAGGCAUUUCACCUCAGGUCCCAGUGUAAGAUGGGCAGACAGUACAUGCCUUUAAAAGACGACACCCAGCCUGGAGUGAGGUCGAAUAUUCCACAGUAGCUAACAUUGAAAUGCCUGUUAUGGGCCUGGCGCAGUGCCAAGUGUCUCAUAAACCUUGUAUGGAUUUCUGGAACCUUUCCUAUCAUCUAUCUCAUUUCACUGAUAGUACCCCCAGAGGACUUAGGUCUUAGCCAAGGGCUCAUAGUUGGUAGGGGGCAGAGUUGGGACUGCCCCCAGGCCUGCCGGCUACCAGACCCAGCAGGCUUGAACUCAUUUUGUGGAUGAACAGAGCCAUCGGAGCAAUUGGAGUGGAGGUUUUUAGUGUGAGCCCCUGAGGGCACCAGCGGGCUCUCCUUUCCCUCCUUAGGGACACCAAGAAUGGGGAAAGGGGUCCAGCGGAGGAGGGGCCAAGGGUGGGGAAGGGGGCCGCCCAUUAAUAGACAGCUGGGCGCCAGAUUUGCCCCCCCCCAUUCUCCUUCCCCCAAAGAGGCUUGGAGUACUUGUUUUCUGUUAACACUUCUCUUGAUAAUUUAACACUGGAAACCUUUUUAUUAUGGCAAAGUUCACGCAAACAGCUAGAACAGUAUGAUGAGCUCCCGUGUGGCCCGCAUCCAGCGUCUAUAAUUAUCCACAGCCCAUCAGGUUUCACCUAAAGACCCCCUGCUCUCCCACCGCUGGGUUAUUUUGAAGUACAUCCUAAACAUCGUCUGGAAAUACUUUAGUAGGUGUCUAAAAGAUAAGGACUUAAAAUCCUCGUCACAGAAAGUUCCAAGGCUAAAGCUCAAACCGUCUGGAAAUCCUUGAACAAAUCUAUUAAUAUGUGGCUCCAAUAGGCAACCCAGUGAAGCGGUUGCUGAAAGCUGUUGGUGGCGUCAGAGUCGUUGGGGCGAGAGCGUGUGUGUGUGUGUGUGUGUGUGUGUGUG